Stylophora pistillata is the source of this 892-nucleotide messenger RNA. RefSeq lists its product as uncharacterized. Gene Ontology annotation, cellular component: membrane. The record is from RefSeq and is a predicted model, not a curated record. NCBI's taxonomy places the organism in Eukaryota, Metazoa, Cnidaria, Anthozoa, Scleractinia, Pocilloporidae.
UUCUUGUUAAUCGCCUGGCCAUGCGGUGCCGUUUACGCAAACCGAACUCUCGGUUUGGAUGGUCGAGCAACAGCCUUUGCAGGGAUCGCCACGUUUUGUUGGGUGAUGGUGAUAAUCAUGCAGAUUGUGUUUUUAGUUGGCAUCAACAAAGACCAGCGAUAUUUCAGGACACCAUCAACUUCCACAUUGAUAGUUUUAACUGUUCAAGUCCUAAUGACGAUACUACUCUUUGCUUGUACUACAAGCCUGACAAUGCGCAGCGUCGACUUGUAUAAAGCAAACAUAGCUUACCGUGAUCAACACGGUGAAAGCUCACCUGUUGACAUAAACAAUUAUCUGCUUGCUGGCGCCUUGUUCUUUGGUGCGUUGGUAUGUUUCUGCUUCCUGGACGACAUUACACUACUGACAAAGAUGUACAGAUUGCAAAGAGCAAAGGAAAUUGCUGCGGCAGAUAAUACUCAGUAGCCUUUUAUUGACCUGUAGCUGCAGUUGUUUGGAUCAGCUACAGCGCAGCCAGUUCGCUAAAUUUCUAGAAAAUAGCUUUGUUUGCACGUGCGUCGAUCUUUAGCUUUGAUUAAUUUUUGGUAGUUAGCUGCAUAAAAAGCGUCAUGUUGAAACGACCCUGUAUCAACUUAGCUCGUUUUGACUUGUCCCUUAUUAAUAUUCGACAAUUAUCAUGAUUAUUCUUUUUCCCUUGAUUGCUCUACUUAAGUAUGACAAGCAUGUAUAACAGGCUUUAUCAGAGUAAAACUGUGGCACUAAUUAUCCUAAAAAAGUGAAGAUCGUGAAAGACAUUUAAUCGUAGUGAGUUUCACAUAGAGUACUAUGUUUAUACAUCGUUGGUUGACCCGGCCCCCCCAGGUUGAAAUAAAAAUUGUAGUAUUAACUAUGA